UCUUCGAUGAAAUGGAUAGAUAGCUUUGUCAAAAGGGAGGUCGCAUCCAGGGCUUCCGUGAGCCGUAGGGUUUCAGCUAACCUGAGGUCGGCUAGUUUGUUGCCACCAGACGCCAUUGCAAUGGCGGAUUUUGAUGUUUCUUCUGCUUCAAGUCCAGAACCGGACUGUUUCCUCGGGACGGGCCAUGAAUUCAUGGGAAUCGAAUCAGCUGACGUAGAGUACAACCCCUGGAAGAAUCCAGCAGGCGUGAAUGGAACAUCAAGACCAGCCCGCCCUCAGCAGCAGAAAUCCAGCGUGAGAUAUCAAUCCUCCGACGCGACAUUGCACCUGGCUGGCUUAGUUUGCACCCCCAUACUCUUCAAAAAGAGUGCUAACCUGAGGUCGGCUAGUUUGUUGCCACCAGACGCCAUUGCAAUGGCGGAUUUUGAUGUUUCUUCUGCUUCAAGUCCAGAACCGGACUGUUUCCUCGGGACGGGCCAUGAAUUCAUGGGAAUCGAAUCAGCUGACGUAGAGAAUACUCUGUUCGGGGCAACUGACCAACCAAUAUACGAGCUUCCUUCGAUCCCCUCUUCACAAAAUACUGUAGAUCACACUGAUGAGAUAUGUGAAUUGUCCCAGGGUGGCGAAACAACUCACUUGGGUUUUCGUCGCUUUUAUGAUGCUUGCGAGUUGGACUAUCCCGAACAGUUUCGUUGCGAUCCUAUUGCAUCUCCAUAUAUGAAUUUAACGCACAGAGGUCAUCACGAUCGUCAUCGCAAAGAUAGUUUGGCCUACAGACUUCAUUUGCUAACCAGGCGAAGUUUUUCUGACCGUUCUGUUUGGCUUCAUCAGUGUACCCUGAACAACACAUCGAACACAUCAGAGAGAAUCACUCGGGUAUUUCGCGUUGUGGAAUGCUACCAAAGUCAAAAGUCGGGGGUUCCUGGCUUGGUUCCCUUUCGGGCCCUGGAACUUCACCCACCAGAACAAGAGCCACCCGGACAACCUGACACGACGGCAAUGGACUCCCAGUCAGGCGUGAUUUUACUGCUUCCUGUCUCUGGACAACACAUGGGUAUUCAACAGUCCCCUCAAUUAAUUCUGGGGGACACUAUCCAUUUGGAUGAUGUACUACGUAUCUUCUCGCCUUGGUCAGUUUUGCCUGGACGUACAAAAGAAGAGCUAACUGUACUCUACCAGUUCUUCUGGGUUCAGCGUGUUCGUCCCCGCGACCUGCAUGGAUGGACAAAGUUAAAAACUAUUCCGAAUAACUCCAAUCUUACUGAACCAGACACGCUUCAGUUGUCCUGCUCCUGUUUGGCAUAUGGUUACACAGAAAGUGGCGCAGUCAGUAAGAACCCCCUGGCGCGUGCUAUUUUUCUUGUAUGUCUAAUGUCAGUUUCAUGUCUUGGUCUAAUUCCAGGCACGCGUUCAGCCAUCCAUAACUGCGCCAAUCGCUUCCGGCCUGCUUGCGAGAGUGACGAGGAAAUCGAACACGUUUAUUCAAAGCCCCUCGACCUGGAUCAAUUACAAAAUCCUGUGUUGGUUUUGGGCGUUUACCGAUUUUGGCUGGCGAGUAAGCUUAGAGACUUCCUCUUAAGCAUACAUUAUUCUUCCGGUUAUGGUCUGGUCGUACUUCCGAUGUCGCCGAAGACAAGUCCAGCGCUUCCUUUAAAUCAGCCUUCGCAUUUCGACGUAGGGAGUUUAUACGAAACCACUGGGCUGCUACAAAUUCCCGGGAGUCAAGUUCCUGAUGGGUUGCAGGAUAUUACUAAAGAGCGAAUAUCUGAACUUCAGCGCCGUCUACCUACCGAUUGCCUGCAGAAAUUUACGCAGUUUUGCUCAAAGUUAAGAGCACUCGCGGAACCGAAUGCCUCAUCUUUCGGGCCUUUCUGUUUGUGGGAUGCACGCAGCGCCAAAUUCAAUUUGGUUGAAACCAACUAUUUCAUCUGGCCGAAACUCGUGUCGUUUCACGAAGAACUCAAGCCAUUCAGUCGCUGUCACAUCCGAGGAACUCUGAUAUGUGAGACCUCGGAAGGUUCACUUAUAAAGGACGAGGAAUUACAUACACUCAAGUCUCUUGAACAAAGUUCCUGUCGAUUUGACACAACUGGAGCGAUAUGCUCAGUUUACGCCCAGAACAACGUGACGAGAGUCAUGUACGUUCUUGUUGAAUUCGCCACCGGGCCUCGCGUUAUACCUUGUUUCUGUCUGUCUGGUGUUCAAUCGGCUCUGAACCUUCUACACCACCAACAGAAAAUCGGGUCAACGUCAGAAUAUAUUCUCUCCUCAUCCACACUGUGGAACUAUCCCAUUACUGUCGAUGAUGCAGUCAGUGGCAUCGGUUGCGUGUUCGUUGAUCAUUUCACAAAGCUUCAUGUUGAUGUUCGAACGCGGAGAGUCGGAACGAGCCGAUGGUCUACACGCGCGGAUGAGUUGCUGCUUACUCCCGGAUAUGUGAGAUUAGAUUCGGUGGAUCAGCUGAGGCAACUGAGUCCUCAUCAAUUUAUUCGCUUUGAAGGUUCGUCCCUGCCCUGCAUGCGGCAUUCAUCGUUGUGCUUCUAUCCUUGUAUCAUCAAUCGAGUAAGUACAAGCCGGUCCCAUACCUGGCCACUGUGUAAUCACUGCUGCUCAUCCGACUUGCUACCUAUCCAGUGCGGAACCGAAAGGUCACAGGAAGCUGAUCCAAUCUCGCUACGGUGUCGAAGUUGUUCCAACGUGCUUGACGAGCCGUUGCAACUUUUUGAAGUUGAAGUCGGUAUACAGCUGGGAACCAAACGGUCUCAAGGUCUGACUGAUCCGUUUCAAAUAAGUUCCGACACACCACUGUUACAUCUGAACAUGUCACCCAAGCGAAUGUUUGCUUUGCUGGGACUGGCGGCUAACGAAUUCUCAAAGGACAUGCAUUUCAAUCCCAGAACUUUGUUAUACAAGAGAGUGGACGACGCACGUGGUCUUGUGAUUCACGUGGAGCGUGACCUCUCGUUAGUUGGACAGGCGUCUUCCGUCAGACGUAUCCUCGUUUUGGAACUUGACUACGACACCUGCUCACGUGAGCCGCAUUGAACCGAUUGUGGUUGUAUACUACUUGUACAGUUGAAUAUAAUUACACGUUUCUACCUCUCAUGCUGUGCUGUUUAACAUGGGUUUGAAAGGAGUGCACGAAUCUGAGCACUGAGGUGAUACGAUCUGUUUCUUUGUAACCCGAGUAGUUUACU
This is a messenger RNA of Opisthorchis viverrini, 3197 nucleotides long. RefSeq lists its product as hypothetical. NCBI's taxonomy places the organism in Eukaryota, Metazoa, Platyhelminthes, Trematoda, Opisthorchiida, Opisthorchiidae. Bases 7 to 3045 code for a protein of 1012 amino acids. The transcript has 18 exons. The record is from RefSeq and is a predicted model, not a curated record.